Messenger RNA from Acanthaster planci (crown-of-thorns starfish), 6965 nucleotides. RefSeq lists its product as uncharacterized. The record is from RefSeq and is a predicted model, not a curated record. Gene Ontology annotation, biological process: microtubule-based movement. NCBI's taxonomy places the organism in Eukaryota, Metazoa, Echinodermata, Asteroidea, Valvatida, Acanthasteridae. Gene Ontology annotation, molecular function: microtubule motor activity; microtubule binding; ATP binding.
UUUACCAAUACCAGCCUAUUCAUUUUUGACGUUUAACUACCGUUGCUGAAAUUAAAAGGUCUAACAUGAACCGUUAAUUCAUGAUUAAGAAACUCCUAUGGUCCAGGCAGCCAGAGAAACAUACCAUGGCGGUAGUACCAUGGAGGAAGGAACAUUCCUUCCUCCAUGGUAGUACAAAGCUGUUUUUGCACGAGAGCACGAGGAGGCACAGUGGUAAAAUGUACGUGCAGCACAAAUUAAUUUACAUAACAAAUGAAGAUUGACGUCAUAUGAUAAACAAGUGUACAUUCGCCUGGCAACUCUUAUCGGGUGAGCAAUGGCCGCCAUCUUCUGCGAAGUGAGUGGGAAAAUGCAACUUAACACGACAACUUAACAUCAUAUUGCUGAUUAUGAUGAUUUCCAAGCUUACAGUUCAGUUCACGAAAUUUGUUUACAGUGUCGAUUAGGCUAGUAUUACCCAGUGCAAUAUUGGUUAGUGCGCCUGGAAAUCAAGAUGGCUACCAUGCAGAAAGCAAGACAUAAAAAGACAAAAGUCAGUCCAGCAGAUGAACCAGAAGACAGACCUGCCUCCUCAUUAUCUCAUAAUUCUUGGGUUGAGGAUUUUGAUGUGGAGAAUCCUACAGACAAGGAAAAGUAUGGGGUUGAUAACACUGCUUAUCAAGUGACAGAAGUAGAGAAACUGCCUCAGGGAACUCUGACAUCUGAUUUGAAAGGUCAUGGGGGUAGUACAGUGUCAGUCAAAGAAGCAGAAGAUGGUGAUCGGAUAGACUUCACAGAUGAGGAGUUAGACUUCCAGGAGGAAGUUGUGAAUACUGGAGAUGAGCCCCAGGACAGACCACUUAGUGAAGGUUCUUACGCAAGGUCUACAAGUCCCUAUGGUGGAGACAGCUAUACUGGAUCAGUCGAUGGAGACGGGGUGAGAAAGAAAAAGAGAAGGCAAAGAAAGGAACGAGCAAAUGUUGUGACACCAGUCAAUGAUGAUGCAGAUAUGUCAGUGUCAGUGAGUGAUGAAAUACCUUCAGAACUUAAGAAAAGGCCAAGUGAAGCAUGGAGCAUGUCCAGUAUUCAUAACAUCAGUGAGAUACCCAUGGAUGCUCCAUCAGAGCGCCCCAAGUCAAGUGGCAUUACCCGAGCCAAAUCCCCUCAGACACGAAACCGAUCCCCUGGGGCGGGGACUCACUCUGCUAGUGCCUCUCGUGCUCAGUCUGUCAUCAGUUUGCGAGAAGUUGAUGAGAACCAGAGAGUUGAUGGGCUAAACGAUGCUGGGCAGUCUGGAAACAAUACCAGGGCUAAUGAAGAUAAUCGUAGUCUUGUUUCAGCGAUAACCAGCCCUCUUUUGAAGCCUCCACAGUUAGAGCAUGAGCAGCAAGCUUACGUUCCCUACGUGUAUGCCCGAGACUGCCUUGCUAAGGUCAUGGAUGAUAUGAAGAGGAUGAAGCUUAAUCAUCUCCGCAUCGUUGGUCAAAUUGAAGACACUUACAAGACGAUUGAAGAUGAGACUCAAACCCAGUUUAAUAUGUUUGUGGGUGGCCUUCGUGUCCAGUACAAAGACAAAGUCAAGACCUUCCGGCAAGUGAUUGAAAUCCACCGUGAAGAUUUUGGAAGUCAUAAAAAUUACUGGGAAGAGACAUUAAAGAGUCUGAAUGCUAAAAACAAAGCUCUGAUGAAAGAAAAGAAGAAACUGCUCAUCAUCAACAAGAUUGAAAUUGACAGAUUGGAAAAAGAAAAGGAAGAGCUUAUUCAAGAGCUUACACAGAAAAUGGAUCAAAACCAGUCAGCAUUUGUCUCCAGAGAGAAAGGUUUUGAGGAUGAGAAAAAGAUCCUUGAAGAUAAGUUACAGUCAGAGCUAAAUGCAGAGAAGAAAUUGCAUCAAGAAGAAGUGGAGAGACUUCGGUUGGAACUGGAGGAGGCAAGAACAACUGCUGUAGCUUUGCCAAUCAUCACCGAUUCCAGCGUCAAGGAAGUCACAGCUGAUGGAGAAACACAACGAGCAUCAUCAGCAAGGAGGACAUCUCAGACCAGUCUUCGAUCUGAAGGAAGAAGGGGAUCAGUAGGUGAGUCUGUGGGAGGAGUCUUAGGUGUGGCAGCAACGGCAGCCAUUGUGAGCAACAAGAUGUCAGACGCAGAAAGGCGACGAUUAGAAGAUCAAAAAGUGGAGAUGCAGAAACAGAUGAUACAAUCCCAGAAGGAUCUUGUGAUGCUUCAAGCAAAGUACGAUUUCCUCCAGGCUCAAUAUGCAACAUUAGCAACAUUGGCUAAGAAUGAUAAUGAUGGAAUGAUCUCAGAGCAUAUGGAAGCGACUCAAAAAGACAAGGAAAUCAUGGAUGAGGAAAGCCAACAAUUGAAGGAGGAGAUAAGGCAGUGGGAGGUAGACUUCAAGAAACAGACAGGACGCGAACCUACUAAAGAUGAUAGAUCAGAGACUGUGCAGGAGUUAGAGACUCAACUCUCAGAAGCAGAGACAAAGAAGGCUGAGUUGGAUUCCAAAAUGAUGACAUUGGUGGCACUCAAGGAGGGCAAGAUACCUGAGACACAUCCAGCAAGCAUACCAGAGCCAGUCAUUAAAACAGUAGAGAUUGCAGUUCCAGAUCCAUCAACUGUAGUAGCUCUCACAGCCUCACAGGAACAGGUCAACAAACUUCAGACUCAGUUAAAGGAAAUGGAGAUCAGUUUAAGAGAGAAGGACAAAAAGAUGAAGAUGUUGGAGAAGGACAAGAGAAAUGUGAAGAAGGAGAAGAAAGUUGUUGGACAAUCAGGAGAGGAUGAAAAACAACUCAAGAUGAUUCUUGGAGCAGUCGUUGCUCAGUCUGCCAUUCAGAAGUCAUCUGAUGAUGAUGUUGCUGCCAAGUUAGAGAGGGCAAAAGCUGAAAAGGAAGACUUGAUAGCAGAGAGGGACAAGGUGAAGCAGGACUUGGAGUUAUGGGUAGACAAGUACAAACAGGAACAUGGUAGCUACCCUGAAGAGACAGACAGGGAUGAAGAAGCAAAGGCCUUAUAUGCAUCUUUGGAAAAUUGCAACACUAACUGUCUAUCCAACGAAACAGAUGUUACUGCAUUGUCCAUAUUGGUGACAGGGCAGAUACCUGCAGACCUUCAACCUAUGAAAGAGGCUCAAGUGUCUCUGAAUGCAACAGGUCCUGCAAGCUCACAAAAACUUCAAGAUCUUGAAGAUCGCAUUCAAGAACUUGAGGAAGAAAAUGAGCAGCUGACAGAGAGAAAUUCUGAUCAAGAAGAGACCAUCAGAGAACUGGAGCUGACAAAAGAACAACUUGAAGAAAGACUAGCUGAGUUGGAGUCAGGGGGAGGGGCAGCAGCUGCUGCAACAGCCGCUGCUUUGGCAAAUCUUGACUUUGACGAUGAUGAUGUUGAGGGUUUUGGCGCUCAACUGGCUGCACUUCAGGGUCAAGUUGAUAGUAUGGAACGCAAAAUCCGAGAUGAGAGAUCCGCUCACGAUGACACCAAGGAAGAACUGGAGAUGAUGAAGGUGGAGUUAGAGAACGUAAAAGCAGAGAAGAGGAGCUUGGUGGAAGAGCUGGAUGGGAAAAUUACCUCGGCAACUGCUGCUUUGGCAGCUGAGAUGAAACUUAAAGAAAAGUCUCUGGAAGAAACCAAACAACGUCUUGAUGAGUUGGAAGCAGAGAAACUUCAGAACCUCCCAGUUGAUACAGCCAAGGAGAUUGCAUUACUACAAGGCCUAGUGAAAAAAGCAGAGAAGGAAAAAGAAGAUGCUCAGAAGGCAAACAUCGGAGGAACAGCUGAUCUGGAUAAACUAAAGAUUGAGUUGAAGACCUUGAAUGAAUCUCUGGCAAAAGAGAGGGAGGCUAAUCGAGCUCAUCAGGAUAACUUGAAGAAAAAGACGGCAGAGAAAGACAAGCAGGCUAAGGAGAUGGUAUUAGCGACAGAGAAGAAAUACCUACAGAGAGAAUCAGAGCAUAAAAAACAGAUCCAGGCUCUAGAGAAGAAAAACAAAGAGAUAGCAGCAGCUGGGGGUGCAGGCAGAGGGGUAGGAGGUGCGAAGGGAGGUGCAGAUGCUAAAUCAGAGAGGAAGAUAAAGUUACUGACCGAUCAAGCUACUACACUGAAGAAAACGGUUCAGGAGAAUCAAGACAAGAUACGACAACUAGAGAAGGAUCUCAAGGAGGCAAAAUCUGGAGGGACAGCUGAUAAACAAGCGGGAAAGAAGAUGGAAAAACAACUGAAGGAUCUCGAGAAGAAACUGGAGAUGGAACAGAAGAAAUUUGAACGAGAGAAAAAGAAUGCUACUGAGCUAGAUGCAGAGUUGAAGACAACCUCCAAGGAACUAGAUGGGGCUAAGGAGGAGAUCAAGAAAUUAACCAACCAGAUUGAUGCAUUGGGAGUGGCUGCAGCAGAGGCCUUAGAACUGAAAGAGAAAGUAACCGAACAAACAGCAGAGUUGAAGAAACUACAGAGUGAGCUGAAAACAUUGACAGAAAACUACAACAGUGAAAGGGUUUUGAGGAAGAAGUAUUACAAUAUGGUUGAAGACAUGAAAGGGAAGAUUCGAGUCUACUGCCGUUGCAGACCUCUCAGUAAUACAGAGAAAGGCAGAGGUAACUUCUCCAUUGUCAAGGCACCUGAUGAAUAUUCCAUUGAGGUUCAGAGCACCCGAGGAUUGAAAGAGUUCCAGUACGAUCAUGUCUUCAUGCCAGAGACCACUCAAGCUGAGGUCUUUGAAGAUACCAAUAAUCUGAUUCAGUCUGCAGUGGAUGGCUACAAUGUCUGUAUUUUUGCCUAUGGCCAGACUGGUUCUGGUAAGACGUUUACGAUGAUUGGUGAUAGAGAAGGUAACUUCCCAGGGAUUGCACCCCGUGCCUUUGAUAAGAUCUUUGAGGUCAUUGAGGAAAACAAAUCCAAAUUUUCUUUCCGUGUGGAGACCUACAUGUUGGAAUUGUACAAUGACAAACUCAUCGACUUAUAUUCCAAAACUCAUGGAGAGGGUGUCAAACUGGACAUCAAGAAGGACAAGAAGGGGCUGGUCUUUGUGCAUGGUUCAGUAGUUCAUGAAGCUUCAAAUGCCAAAGAACUGUAUGGACUGUUUGAACAAGGCUCAUCAAACAGACAUGUUGCAUCAACCAAGAUGAAUGCAGAGAGCUCCCGGUCUCAUUUGAUCAUCGGUGUAGUCAUCGAGAGUACUAACCUCACCACAGGAACCGUUACCAAGGGCAAACUUAGUCUGGUAGAUUUGGCUGGAAGUGAACGAGCUGCAAAAACAGAUGCCUCAGCUCAACAACUCAAGGAAGCAAACUCCAUCAACAAGUCUUUGAGUGCAUUGGGUGAUGUCAUCUCAGCAUUAUCUAGUGAGCAAUCAUUCAUUCCAUAUCGUAACAACAAACUCACCAUGCUGAUGCAAGAUUCCCUUGGAGGUAAUGCCAAGACACUCAUGUUUGUGAACAUCUCACCAGCUGAUUAUAAUGCAGAGGAGACAGUCAUCUCAUUGACGUAUGCGUCAAGAGUCAAGUUGAUCACUAACGAUGCUUCUAAGAAUGCUGAUAACAAGGAAAUUGCCAGACUCAAAGAGAUCAUUGCUAAGAUGAAGCAGGGUGAGACAGUGGAAGUGGAGGAAGAUGGUGAUGAGUAGUCAAUGCAAGUUGGUCUUGGAAUGAAUGGAUGAGUUGAACAUAACCCUCCCCCAAAGCCUCAGCAAUUUAACUUUGGAGAUGGUUAAAUUUGUAGGAUUGUAAAGAAUUAAUUUUUGGGAUAUACAUGAGUAGGAGUGUAAAUGAACACCUGCUCUUGAGAGGUUUAUUGAGAGAUUAAUGCAUCUUGCAUUUUUUAGAAUUUGUUUGAUUGUGUCAAAUGAAUUGAGAGCUGUUAUCAUAUAACCUCCAAAAUGAAUAUACCGGUAGCCUCUCUUUGUUGAAUUGAAUGUUUGACAAAAUCCUCCUAAUGUUUGUAAAUGUGCAUAUUCAUGUUGGAUUUUACCUUUUCAUCAAAAGCCAAACAGGUCAGUGCAACACUUUUGAAGAUUGUAACAAGUAUGAUGUGCUAUUUUGCAAAACGAGUUUAAUUGAAAUUAUGUCUAAAUUUACAGUGUUGAUUUCUCUGAAUUUUGUGUUAAUGAAAAUGGCAAAGUAUAUGAAUUUCGUACUUUUUAGGAGGCAUUUGCAAUGAACACCACCAUUCAUAGCUUCAUAGUCCAUACUUAACUAUUUCUAUAGAACAAAUUUCUUAUGUAGUAUUGAAUAUAUAUUUUAAAAAAAUUAGUGAAAAGCUGUAAAAUAGUUCAAGUACAAUAUUUUGUACAAUAAAAGAUGUGAAAUAUUACAGGAUUUUAUAUAACCUUUCUCAGAGAGGAAAACGUGCUUGCACAAGAUGUAGAAAGAUUUUUUUCUCUGAACAAAACUUGCACUUCUUUUCUCACACAUCUUCCAUUUUUCAAAUGAAAGUGUAGAAGUGUACAUUAUGAUUUCAUAUUUAUCAUUUCCAUUAUUUUGUCAUUAUUUGUACUUGAGGAUUUUUGUGACACAGCUGAAUGCAUGCUGUGUGAAGUACCAAUAGCUUGUUUUUUUUAAUUAAUGCAUUCACGUCUAUAAAAUGUACAAUGUAAAUUUAUUUCAUUGGGUUCUACAUAGAUUUUUAUUUCACGUGAUUGCAUGCAGUAGUUUUAUAUUUUCGUAUUUCUAAAAAAAAUUAUCAAGAUUGAAAAGCAGAAGCUCAUUCAUAUAAUGUAAUGUUUCAUCCGUCCACUUUAUUUUACGUAUAAUUUUUUUUUAGUUCAAUGAUACAAUAUACGUGAUUUUUUUUUCGAUUCAGGUAUGUGAAAAGGUUUGACUAGCCGACCAACGUGAUUUGUCAAAUAUCAUAAAUGAAGGUUGAGCAUGAAAAAGCAUGAAAUAACCUGCUCUGAAGGCAAUAUCUUUCAUGUUUAUUGUUUGUUACCAGCCGUCCAACUUGAUUUGUUCAUCUGUGGUAAAAGCAAUAAAAUUUCUGAAUGCAGCAGCAGA